UUGGGCCAUCAGUUGUCAUCGUUAUAUGUAUGUUCCAUAUACUGUUCGCCUGCCGUGUGCUGUGGUGCUGUCUAUUGUUGGAUUUUUUUGCACAAUUGAGAUAAUACUUUGAAUAUACACUCUGAAUCGAAAUCCGAGCACUCGGCAUUCAAUUCGUGUUUGUCGUUUGAGCGCGCCGCAUUCAAUUGAGUUAAAGCGAAAUCUAAAAUAAAACAAGAAUAGGCGAAAAAAACGAAUUGUGUGUGCCAUUCAAAAAAUAAAAAAAAAAUAAAAAUCAAGAAAAUUGAUAAUCCGCAAAUUAAGUAAAUCUAAAUAAAUUUAUAGAAAAUGCAGUACAUUUAUGUGAUUAGUGCUCUGAUUCUGGCAGUGGCUGUGCAGCAAGGUGAGGCUAUCAAGUGCUUUGUCUGCAAUAGCCACAAAGAUGCAAAUUGUGCAUUGGAUAUACCACCUGAUAAUCUGCUCAAGGAUUGCCAAGAAGAUUACUCGACACGCGGUAAGGGUAUACCAUCCUACUGCCGUAAGAUUACUCAGAUAAUUGAGUUCUCCGUUAACUCGCUGCCACCAGAUAGCCGUGUGAUACGUACUUGCGGUUUCCAGAAUCAAACCUCGACCAAUUAUUGUUAUCAGCGUGCCGGUUUUGGUGGCCGUCAGGUGGUCUGCUCCUGUGAUACGGACAAUUGUAAUGGAGCCGGUGCCUUGCAAGCCUCCACCAUGGGUCUGGUGACUCUAUUGGCAGCUCUAUUUGCCGGCAAAUGGCUAUUGCAGCGUUAAAUAACCAAGACAAAAAGAAGAGAUGUUUCAGUUUUGUUUUUUGGUUUUGUUUUACACCCCAACCGCUCCCCCGCUCAAAAAAAGUAAAGGUUUUAGUGCAGUCUUCUGUAACUCAGUUUCGUUAAUCCAUCCGAACCAAUCUCAGUGCUGCUUUAAGGCAUGCUCUGAUCCAAAUAGUUUUUCUAAACAAAGAAAAUCGUUAAAAGCUUUACAUGAAACAAAAAGAGAUUUCUCUUUAAAUUUUAAUUGUAUAUAAUAAUUGGCCAGCAUCAGAAUCCAUAAAAACAAAAACCUAUUGACUAUAAUGUGAAUUUUUGAAACUAAAGUAUUGAAAAAAAAAAAACAAAUAAACAUGAACUAAAACCUA
Molecule: messenger RNA, 1138 nt
Organism: Drosophila willistoni
Lineage: Eukaryota; Metazoa; Arthropoda; Insecta; Diptera; Drosophilidae
Exons: 4
Coding region: 328-771 (147 amino acids)
Biological process (GO): regulation of synaptic transmission, cholinergic; sleep; positive regulation of voltage-gated potassium channel activity
Source: RefSeq, a predicted model, not a curated record